AUGGAGCAGUCACAACCAUCCCUUCUCGAGAAGUCCAGUGGCAUGAGUGAGGGCUGUCAACAGCAUGUCGUCCCUAAUGACAUGAUGCUCCCUUACAUCUCUCACAUGCUCUUGGAGGAUGACAUUGAUGAUAAUGAGCUCAAUGAUCACCCUGCUCUACUCCAGGUGCAGCAACCCUUUGCUCAAAUUCUCUCCUCCUCUUCCUAUGGUGCUAACACCAGUAACACAGACAGUGCCAAAGAUUUAUUGCAAGAUGGCAGGGAUGAUGAUAGCACACUCAACCUCAACUCAGCCUUAUCCAAGGGUACCGACGCAAUUCGGGCGUUCCUAAAAGGCAUGGAAGAGGCAAACAUGCUCUUGCCCAAAGACAACAAGCAGUUUAGAGGGGGUGUGCAGGUGAAUCAGAUGGUCCAGAAAAGCAGCAAUCAUAGUGGGGAUAAGAAGAGGUAUAAUAGGGAUAACCAUAUGGAGGAUGAAAUAAGGACCGGCAAAGCUGCAAAGAUGAUCAAGGAUCCAGAGGAGAAUUGUGCCAAUGAGAUGCUUGAUGAAAUGAUGUUGCAUGCCUAUGAUACAUGCAUCAAGGGCAUGGGGAAGCUGCAUGUCUCCAUGGACACCAAGGUGGAUAAGGGAAACAGGAAGAAAUAUAACAAGGCGGCGAAGAACAAUAUGGUGGACAUACGCACAUUGCUAAUAUCUUGUGCGCAGGCCGUGGCAACAAACAACCACAUGAGGGCACGGGAGUUGCUAAUGGAAAUCAAGCAACAUGCAUCAGCAACAGGGGAUGCCACACAACGGGUAGCUCUGUGUUUCACCAAGGGGCUGGAGGCACGGCUAGUGGGUGCAGGUAGCCAGCUUUGGCAGUUGCUCAUGGCAGAGCAUCCCUCCAUCGUGGAGUUCCUCAAGGCCUAUAGACUUUACUAUGCAGUCUGCUGCUUCAAAAAGGUGGCACUCAGUUUUUCGACGAUGACAAUCUUGCAGGCCAUGGUGGGUAAGAGGAAGCUGCACAUUGUGGAUUACGGUAUGCAUUUUGGCUUCCAAUGGGCAGGCUUGCUCCGCUUGCUGGCGGGUAGAGAAGGUGGCCCGCCAGAGGUGAAGAUCACCGCCAUAGGCCCUGCCAAGCUCAAGGCCUGUCCAGCAGAGCGAAUUGAGGAACUAGGGUGCAGGCUCAGCAAUUGGGCCAAUGAGUUCGGCUUGGCUUCUUUCAAGUUCCACACAAUCAUGAAGAAAUGGGAGGAUGUUCGCAUCGAAGACUUGAACACCAACACAGAUGAGGUGCUUGUCGUGAAUGACCUCUUCAGUUUUAGCACCUUGAUGGACGAGAGUGUAUUCUUUGACAGACAAAGCCCUAGGGAUACCGUCCUCAGUAACAUCAAGAAGAUGAGGCCCAACGUGUUCAUCCAGAGCAUUUUGAAUUGUUCAUGUGGUUCCUCAUUCGUGGCACGGUUUCGAGAGGUGAUGUCCUACUACAUGGCACUAUUUGACAUACUGGAUGCAACCAUGCCAAGGGAGAGCAAAUCUCGAGUGGUGCUGGAGCAGUUCGUGCUUGGUCGUCCUGCACUUAACAUCAUCGCCUGUGAGGGACUAGACUUGGCGCAACGCCCUGAAAAGUAUAGGCAAUGGCAGGUGAGAAACCAACGGGCAGGGCUGAGGCUGCUGCCAUUGAAAUCAAGAAUUGUAGAGGUCGUAAAAGAUGCAGUCCAGAAGCACCACCACAAGAACUUUUUGAUAUGUGAGGAUGGCCAUUGGCUUCUACAAGGGUGGAAGGGGCGCAUCCUAUUUGCGCACUCGUGUUGGGUAGCCCAAGACACCUCUCAAUGA
Messenger RNA from Panicum virgatum (switchgrass), 1818 nucleotides. RefSeq names its product scarecrow-like protein 33. The coding region runs from base 1 to 1818 and encodes 605 amino acids. The record is from RefSeq and is a predicted model, not a curated record. Gene Ontology annotation, cellular component: nucleus. Gene Ontology annotation, molecular function: sequence-specific DNA binding; DNA-binding transcription factor activity. The transcript has a single exon. Gene Ontology annotation, biological process: regulation of DNA-templated transcription. Lineage: Eukaryota; Viridiplantae; Streptophyta; Magnoliopsida; Poales; Poaceae.